AUGAAUACUAUUGAAUCUUUAUUUGACGAGCAUAUUGAUCUAGAAGUUGAUUAUGCAAAAUUUGCUGAUAGUUGGUCAAUCGAUACAGGUAAAUCUUGGUCAUUAGACGAUGAAUGUGAUGAUGAUGAAGAAGAUUUACAAAACGUUUUUAUACCACAAGUCAGCCUUAAACGUUGUGUUGCUACAGCAAGUGAAACAUUAAUGUCUUCACAAGCCGAUAAACAACGAGAAGCCAUAGAACCUGCUCGACAAGCAGCUACAAUUGCUUCAGUUGCAUGCAUAGUUGGUGAAAAAGUCGAUGAUAACGAAGAAGAUCCUUUAGAUAAAUAUAUGGAAAGUAUUGCAAAAGAAGUUAAAGAUUUUCAUGAAAAUAACACAAAAACAUUUACUACAAUUAAACGAGAACAAAUAUCAAAUAAUAGCAAAGGAUCAAUUAUUAAAAUUAUUACAAAAACAAUUAAAAAUAAAUCAGUUGAACCAAGUGGCACAGUACCAACAAUCAAUGAUCAUCAUGAUGAUUCAUCAAUAGUUAAAACUGAACCUAUGGAUACUAAUGAUCAAUCAUUCUCAGCUCCAUCACUUGUUACAGUUCAUAGUGAUGUAGCUAAAUCUGCUAAAGAAAAAGGCCUUAUUAUGGAACAAGACAUAGAUGGUUUAGAAUAUUCAUCAGAAGAAGAAAGUAUUAAACUAAAUGAAGAUCUCAAUGGUAUAUCUGCUAUGAAUAGUAAAAAAUCGAAAUUGGAUAUGAUUAUAACAAAUCAUGAUAAAAUAUAUUAUCGACCAUUUCGUAAAGAUUUUUAUACAGCUAUAUCCGAAAUAGCUAAUAUGACAGAAGCCGAAGUUGCUGCUUAUCGAAAAGAACUCGAUGGUAUUGAAAUAGUUGGUAAACGAUGUCCAAGACCAAUAAAAACUUGGUCACAAUGUAUAACAUCUGAUAAAAUUUUACAAUUUUUAAAAAAACUUAAUUAUGAAAAGCCAACACCUAUUCAAACUCAAGCAUUACCAAUUAUUCUUUCUGGUAGAAAUAUGAUUGGUAUUGCUAAAACAGGCAGUGGAAAAACAUUAGCAUUUCUUUUACCAAUGUUUCGUCAUAUAAUAGAUCAACCACCAUUAAAUAAUGGUGAUGGUCCAAUAGCUAUUAUUAUGACACCAACUCGUGAAUUAACAUUACAAACAACAAGAGAAUGUAAAAAAUAUGCUAAAUUAUUUAAUAUUCAUUGUAUUGCUGUUUAUGGUGGUACAAGCAUAUCAGAACAAAUUGCACAACUUAAACGUGGUGCAGAAAUUAUUGUAUGUACACCUGGACGUUUAGUUGAUAUGUUAACUGCUAAUAAUGGUAUGUAGAAAAAUUUAUUCAUUGA
This is a messenger RNA of Rotaria sordida, 1361 nucleotides long. The record is from the annotation of a GenBank genome assembly. Lineage: Eukaryota; Metazoa; Rotifera; Eurotatoria; Philodinida; Philodinidae.